Messenger RNA from Tribolium castaneum (red flour beetle), 1248 nucleotides. RefSeq lists its product as uncharacterized. The record is from RefSeq and is a predicted model, not a curated record. Lineage: Eukaryota; Metazoa; Arthropoda; Insecta; Coleoptera; Tenebrionidae. Gene Ontology annotation, molecular function: protein binding.
AAGUGUUUUCGAUUUAACUAAAAAUAUGUGGUUCGAGUGGGUUUAAAAGUUUGAGUGGUACCAAACAAUUGAAGUAAAAAUACCAGUUAUUAUUUUUUUUUCUAACUGGAAAAUGCCCACCAAAUAGUUUAAUUUUGCUUUAUUUCUUGUAAUUGUUAUUAAAGAAGUACUAUGUAGAAAGUUAGGCAACCAACAAAAUCCGAGAUUAGUUCCUUGUCAUUGUCAAGGUUGGCACAAGGUCGGUUACGUAACAUAACCUUAUUUUUCCAUAAAAUGCUCUCGGAAUAUGUUUACUAGAAAAUCCACUUUGGUGAAAAAGACAGGCCCUGACCGUGUGGGCCGUUACGAAUUCCUCAAACAAUUAAUCGUGGAAUUUGGGACAACAAAAUCGCUCGAGGCCAAGAAGCAAGUUUUGGCCAAUUUGGCGAAUUUUUCGUACGACCCCGUCAAUUUCGAGUUUUUGAAGCAACUCCAUGCCAUUGACUUGUUCCUUGCACAACUUUCCGAAGACAACGAGGAUUUGUUACAUUUUGGCCUCUCAGCAUUGUGUAACUUAAGUCCAGACGAGGAAUGCAAGGAUUACAUCAUUAAACUCAACGGAAUUAAACUAAUUUCGGACAGACUGUUCCACAAAAACGAGGAAAUCGCACUGAAUGCCAUCACAACCUUGUAUUAUUUAAUUUACCCCUCAAACAAGCAUUUACUAACUCGGGAAAUCUUGGAUAAAGUUCAGUUUUUCGAAUCCCACCAGAACCCCCGCUACAAAAACCUGGGGACAAUUUUUAUGGAAGAAUCAAAAAAUAUUAGGGUUCGCCAGUUUUCCACCAAAGCUACAUUCCUCAAACGGGUCACUAAAAAAGACUUGGAGCAGUUUACAGAAUUGAGUGGCGACACGAACCCGAUUCAUUCGACAAAAGGGCCACAGAGGGCGAUAGUACACGGAGCAUUACUCAAUUGUUACGUUUCUAAAGUCAUAGGGACGCAGUUACCAGGGCCGGGCUCAGUCGUGGUGGCCCAAACUUUGAAUUUCCCGCAUAAAUGCUACGAGGGCGAUGAGGUGAAAAUCACUGUGGAAAUGGCGGUAGAGCGGAAAAUCACCACAGUUAAAUUCACCUGUGAAGUACCCGAACGGGAGCAAGUGGUACUUUACGGCGAUGCUAAAUUAAUUCCGCCGAAAAAUAAAUAAUUUAUUUAAAAUUUUUGUUUCAUUUUGAAAAAAAAAACAAAUAAAGUGGGUCAUGUUGCGUU